Punica granatum (pomegranate) is the source of this 832-nucleotide messenger RNA. Lineage: Eukaryota; Viridiplantae; Streptophyta; Magnoliopsida; Myrtales; Lythraceae. The record is from RefSeq and is a predicted model, not a curated record.
AGCUGAUGGGCUGAGAGCUGCAGCUCGCUGUCGCACUCCGAGCUCUUAUCUUCUCUGUCGUGGCUACCGUGCGAAGGUCGGUGGGGGAAAUUCUCUGCUUGACCUUUUUGCAGCUCCGUUUCUGCCAUUAGAGAGCGCUCUGAGCUUCCGGUGAAGCUCGUGGGGAGGGAAGUGAAGUGGAGAUGGGAAGGAUAUUCGUGGUGGAGCUGGAGGGCCGAUCUUACCGGUGCAAGUUCUGCAAAACCCACUUAGCCCUCGCCGACGACGUCGUCUCGCGUGCAUUUCACUGUCGCCGAGGGAAAGCAUACCUCUUCAAUAAGGCGGUGAAUAUUACAUUAGGAACUUUGGAAGAGAGGGUGAUGCUAUCCGGGCUUCAUACUGUUGGGGAUGUCUUCUGUUGCUGUUGCGGACAAAUCCUGGGCUGGAAAUAUGAGGCAGCGCAUGAAAAGAACCAGAAGUACAAGGAAGGGAAGUUUGUUCUAGAAAGGGGCCGAAUUGUCGACGAAGCUGACUUCUACACAGAGUUCUAUAUCGAUACUCACCCGAGCAUCAGCGAUGCAGAAGAUGCGUAGAUUCAAUUAAACCUGUAUGAGGAAAAUGAGGUAAUUAUCAAGAAGGCGGGAGGAAUAAGAAACGGGAAAGAACGUAUGUUCAUGGAUUUGCCAUGUUGUUUGAAAUGUAGGAUGAUUCCCAGACUUUACUAUUGUGUAGUAUGAAUGUAAAUAUGGGAGAGAUAUCCUAUUUCAACGUCUGAAAGUAAUCCGUAACCUGGAAAUGGAAGAAAUGCCCGGCUCGAUUCUUCUCGAAGUGCAAUUUAAGACUCUUCUGUGAA